This is a messenger RNA of Closterium sp. NIES-65, 777 nucleotides long. Lineage: Eukaryota; Viridiplantae; Streptophyta; Zygnematophyceae; Desmidiales; Closteriaceae. The record is from the annotation of a GenBank genome assembly.
AUGCCCCACGUUCCUCUGUCACCUCUCCUCCACGCCCCAAACCCUCCGUCAGUACCGGCCUCGCCGUCGUUCCAUCGGUACUUGUAUGGCGGCCCCCCUGUGCAGCGUCCAUGGGAGCUGGUGACGCCUCCCGCCCAGCCUCCUCCCCCUACCGUGGUUCCUGGUGAGCCCCCAACUCGCAUCGAGCAGCGCGUGAUGCACGUGGGGACUUGCUUGACGCUCCUUUCGAAUGUGCUCGACCAGCUUCACGUGACCCUGGUGCGGCAGGAGGUGCAGAUCGAGGCGAUGCAGCCGGCGGAGCACUCGGCGGCAGUGUCAGUAGCGGAGGAGUUGCAGCAUUACCUCUCUCUGAUUGGCUUUGUGCCAGGCUCCCCUGGGGCUGCUCUCGGGCUCGGCCCUGGAGCUUUGGCGUGGCUUGCCGAGUCUGCCCGGGGGGACCUGCUCGACCUUAUGGCAGCAGCCAUGUCCGGUGAGCUCGUGUCUGACGAAUUGGUGGUGGGCAUUAUCAAGGAAGCGGUCAAGCAGCCGUCCUGCAGCAAGGGUUUCAUCCUUGACGGCUUCCCUCGCACGGUCGUGCAGGCAGAGAAGCUUUAUGCGAUGCUGGAGAAGAAGGGUCAGAAGAUCGAUAAGGUUCUCAACUUCGACGUUCAUGACGCCGUCCUGGAGGAGAGGAUCAUUGGCAGGUGGAUCCACCCUGCCAGCGGACGCUCUUACCACACCAAGUUCGCUCCUCCGAAAGUUCCAGGAAAGGAUGAUCGUGUGGAGGAUGUCCCCUAG